This is a messenger RNA of Brassica rapa (field mustard), 1452 nucleotides long. RefSeq names its product cytoplasmic 60S subunit biogenesis factor REI1 homolog 1. Gene Ontology annotation, biological process: ribosomal large subunit biogenesis. The record is from RefSeq and is a predicted model, not a curated record. Gene Ontology annotation, cellular component: preribosome, large subunit precursor. Lineage: Eukaryota; Viridiplantae; Streptophyta; Magnoliopsida; Brassicales; Brassicaceae.
CAGCUUCUCUGCUAAAAAAUGAAAAAGGGGGCAGAGAGCAUUCACAUAACAUCAUCAAAACGAAACGAGCAAAACCAUUUGGAAUCGAUUGAUCUUCUCAUUUCUCGGAAUCGAUCGAGCUGGUGAGAGAUGCCGGGCUUAACAUGUAACGCGUGUAACAUGGAGUUCGAGAACGAAGCUGAACGAAAGCUUCAUUACAGCUCCGAUUGGCACCGUUACAAUCUCAAGCGCAAGGUAGCUGGAGUUCCUGGAGUUACGGAAGAGUUGUUUGAGGCGAGACAAUCUGCUCUUGCUCUAGAGAAAGGCAAAUCAGAUGAAGCGCCUAUGCUCUACACCUGCGGAGCUUGUGGUAAAGGCUACAGGAGCUCCAAGGCUCAUGAGCAGCAUCUCAAGUCACGGAGCCAUGUUUUGCGUGUUUCGCAAGGGGAAACAAGCAAUGGUGAUGAGGAUGUAGCGAUUGUCACGCCGCUUACUCGCCGUUUCAAGAAUAAAGAGAAUGAGGAGAGUGAUGAUGAGUGGGUGGAGGCUGAUUCAGAUGAGGAACUGGCUGCUGAUGCUGAAGAAGAGGCCUCUGAGGCUUUGUCUAAGUUGAAUGUGAACGAGUCAGGAGCUGGUGGAGAAGAUAUGGAUCCAACCUGCUGUUUGAUGUGUGACAAGAAGCAUAAGACCUUGGAGACCUGUAUGGUUCACAUGCAUAAGCACCAUGGUUUCUUCGUUCCGGAUGUUGAGUAUCUAAAAGAUCCUGAAGGGCUUCUCACUUACCUCGGUCUUAAGGUCAAGAGAGACUUCAUGUGUCUCUACUGCAGCGAGCUCUGCCAUGCAUUCAGCAGCUUAGAGGCUGUAAGAAAGCAUAUGGAAGCAAAGAGUCAUUGCAAGUUGCAUUAUGGUGAUGGUGAUGACGAGGAAGAUGCUGAACUAGAAGAGUUUUACGACUACAGCAGCAGUUAUGUUGAUGAAACUGGAGACCAGAUAGUCGUGGCUGGUGAAACAGACAACGCUGUAGAACUCGUUGGUGGUUCUGAGCUCGUGAUCACCGAGAGAUCUGAGAACACAACAACGUCCAGGACUCUGGGUUCACGUGAAUUCAUGCGUUACUAUAGACAGAAGCCUCGUCCAAGUUCUCAAGACAGUAACCAGAUUGUUGCCUCUCUGUCUUCAAGGUACAAGAGCCUGGGUCUGAAGACAGUGCCAUCGAAAGAAGAUAGAGUGAAAAUGAAAGCGCUUAAGGAGAUGAACAAGAGAGGCGAGACAAUGCGUACCAAGAUGGCAAUGAAGAGUAACGUCAUAAGAAACUUGCCCAAUAAUGUUCCUUAUUAGCUCUCUGAGCUUGUCAUUUUGAAUUGUGGGACUGUUCCAUGUACUUUGACAAAGUUGUGUUUGUGACAAUAAGAGUGAGCUUUUUAAACAUGAAUAUUAAAGUUACAUGUUCAGUAAAAUAGUAAAUGUUAAACA